AUGGAUCCCAACUUCAACGAGGGGUGGAGUUCCUCCGAGAUAGAUAUGGUGAAGUCACUCAUCACUAGUCACAUCACCAACAAAACCUACACAAACGACACAAACAAGAAGCACAAUGAGUUUGUGGAUGAUCUCCAAGCAAUGUUCCCAUGGAAGGAGAAGCACCAGGUGAUUAAUUUAUAUGUUGAGCUGGUAGUGGAGAUGACGAUGGCACAGAGUAGCAACCAACAUGUUGUGGGAAGCAGUGCCCUUGUGAAUGUUGUUCCUAAGAAAAGGAGACAUGCAGUGAAGUUUUGGACCACAUACGAGCACAGGAAUUUCCUUCAUGGUCUAGAAGCAUUUGGCAGUGGUGAAUGGAAUAGCAUCUCCAAGUACUUUGUCCCCACAAAGACACCUGUGCAGAUCUCUAGCCACGCGCAAAAGUACUAUUUUGCUGCAGCACCAGUUUCCGCUGCUUGUGGACAAGUGGACGCACAAGAACGGAGAAAUGUCAGGAUGUCUGAUGGGGCAGUGAACUCUGAUGGGAAGCAAACAGCAAGCAGAAGGAGGCGCCUGUAG
Sorghum bicolor (sorghum) is the source of this 558-nucleotide messenger RNA. RefSeq lists its product as uncharacterized. The transcript is spliced from 3 exons. Bases 1 to 558 code for a protein of 185 amino acids. The record is from RefSeq and is a predicted model, not a curated record. Gene Ontology annotation, molecular function: DNA binding. NCBI's taxonomy places the organism in Eukaryota, Viridiplantae, Streptophyta, Magnoliopsida, Poales, Poaceae.